This is a messenger RNA of Salvia miltiorrhiza (redroot sage), 2246 nucleotides long. RefSeq names its product protein POLLEN DEFECTIVE IN GUIDANCE 1. The transcript has 11 exons. Gene Ontology annotation, cellular component: endoplasmic reticulum membrane. The record is from RefSeq and is a predicted model, not a curated record. NCBI's taxonomy places the organism in Eukaryota, Viridiplantae, Streptophyta, Magnoliopsida, Lamiales, Lamiaceae. Gene Ontology annotation, biological process: maintenance of protein localization in endoplasmic reticulum. Bases 191 to 1987 code for a protein of 598 amino acids.
AACUGAUUAAAACGGGCUCCUCCUAAAGAUCCGGAUCACAUUUUCAAUUUUAUUUCGAUAUUUCACCUGAAAAUACAUCAAAUCAAAACAACACAAAACUCCCAGAAACGUGGCGAGCUCUUAUUGGUCCAGACGCCGUAAUACGUCACGUAAAUUCUUGGCACUCCCAAACCACCACUGAUCGUCGUCUAUGGCGUUGAGAUCCGGCGGCCGCAAGCUGUCCUUCGACAUCCUAGCCGCCGACGAAUACGAAGACCUCAUCUCCUCCACCGCAAUGCUCCGCUCCCAUUCCGAUCCGCCACCCCUCCAGAACGGCGCCGCCGCCUCCUCCCCUCCUCGAAAGAGGAAGAAGAGGAAGAGCAGGAAGGGAAAAUCGUCUCUCAAUUCUGAGAGCCCGACAGCGGAGACCUCCGUCAUCAACGGAGAUGUGAAUUACAGCUGUACGCUCAGCACACUCACGGAGGAUGCUGCCCUGAUACCGGAUUUAGAUAGCGAGGUGCAGCAGGUGACGCUGUCCUCGGUUUUCGGGGCACUGCGGCAGAGGAAUGUGGGGAAUGGGGUGAGCGGGGGGACUGUGGAAGCGAACAGUGAUGAUAGUGGAAGCAGUAAGAAAGAUGAUGUUGCCAAGGAAGAAGUCGCGGAGAAUUGGAGUGGCUGCGGUAAGGAAAGUGGUCAGCAGGGGCCGGAAAUGAAUGGGAGGAAAUUGGAGAAAGAUGGAACUUUGGAUUGGAAGGAAUGGAUGGCCAAUGACCCCACUUAUAUGUUACCUACGGAGAAGUCGCCAAUGAAAUAUUUCUUGGAAGAAGUGUAUGCUGGAAAUUCCUUGAGGAGCACUACCACCCUUGGGAAUGAUAAAGAACGGGAACGAGUUUAUGAUACUAUAUUUCGCCUGCCAUGGCGCUGUGAACUGCUUAUAAAUAUUGGGUUCUUUGUUUGCUUUGAUUCAUUCCUAUCGCUCUUAACCAUCAUGCCGACGAGGAUUAUCAUGGUAUUUUGGAAACUUAUUAGAACCAGGCAGUUCAAGAGGCCUUCCUCAGCGGAGCUGUCUGAUUUUGGCUGCUUUAUCGCCCUGAUUAUUGGAGUCACUCUAUUACAACAAGCAGAUAUCAGCUUAAUUUAUCACAUGAUCCGUGGCCAAGGAAUUAUUAAACUAUAUGUGGUCUACAACGUUUUGGAGGUAUUUGAUAAACUAUGCCAAAGUUUUGGGGGUGAUGUAAUGCAAGCUCUAUUUAAUUCAGCGGAUGGACUUGCCAACUGCUCACCAGAAAACAUGCAAUUUUGGGUGUGGAGAUUUGUUUCCGAUGAAGCCCUUGCAGUUGCUUCUUCUGUUAUUCAUUCGUUUAUUUUAUUAGCUCAGGCAAUUACAUUGUCAACCUGUAUUGUUGCUCACAACAAUGCACUGUUUGCUAUGCUUGUCUCUAAUAAUUUUGCUGAGAUUAAAAGCAACGUGUUCAAACGUUACAGCAAGGACAACGUUCAGAGUUUGGUUUACUUUGAUUCAGUUGAACGGUUCCAUAUUACAGCAUUUGUACUGUUUGUUUUAGCUCAAAAUAUACUAGAAGCCGAGGGUCCUUGGUUUGAAAGCUUCCUUUGUAAUGCUCUGGUUGUUUACAUAUGCGAAGUCAUGAUUGAUAUAAUAAAACACUCAUUCAUUUCUAAAUUCAAUGGCCUAAAGCCCAUAGCAUUCUCUGAAUUUCUAGAAGAUCUCUGCAAGCAGACGUUAAAUAUGCAAACAGAGAACAGCAAUAAGAACCUCACAUUCGUUCCUCUGGCACCAGCGUGUGUGGUGAUCCGAGUUCUAAGACCGGUAUACGCUGCCCAUCUCCCCUACAACCCACUCCCAUGGAGAUUAUUUUGGAUGCUGGUGUUGUCUGGCAUGACCUUUGUGAUGCUUGCUAGUCUUAAGAUGAUGAUCGGCAUGGGACUCCGGAAACAUGCAGCGUGGUAUGUGCAGAGGUGCCAGAGAAGGAAGCUUCACUCUGACUGAAUGAAAGAUUUGUAAAUCUAUCUUUGCAGAGGAUGCUUAAGACGAUCCUCGAUCGGACGGACAGAAGCCCAUCGACGACAUCUUACGUUACAUGGAUAGCGUAUCCUACCAAUUUUGAUUUCAUAGGGAGCCGAGGUAAAUAGCGAGGAAACUAAUGAAGCCGUUUUGUUUAAGGGGUUGUACAGUUAUUAUCAUGUGUUUCCGUCCUCUCAAAGUAACACACCCAUCUACUAUAAAUAUCUUACAUUUUUUUUUGCAA